AAGACCCAUAAGGUUUGUGUAAGAGACUAUAGAGCUCUAGGUUUUGACCUUUGACCCGAGGCCCCUUUGACUUUGGCUAGGAAACCCCGCCCCUCCUUCUCUUUCGGUGCCGGAGUACAGGAGCGUGCACAUCGUUUCGUGUCUAUCACAGACUUAAAAAUGCGUUACGUGGCCGCUUACCUACUUGCUGUCCUUGGUGGCAAAACCAGCCCCUCAGCUGGAGAUAUUAAAAGCAUCUUAAAAAGCGUUGGCAUUGAUGCUGAUGAUGAACGUGUUAAAAAGGUGAUUGGUGAACUCAGUGGGAAAGAUCUUGACGAUGUUGUGAACUCUGGUCUUGCCAAACUGUCAUCUGUACCAUGUGGGGGUGCUGUCUCUGCAGCUCCUGCAUCUACUCCAGCCGCCGGAGGAGCUGCACCAGCAGAAAAGAAAGAAGAAGAAAAGAAGGAGGAAUCCGAAGAGUCUGAUGACGACAUGGGAUUCGGAUUAUUUGAUUAAAUCCUUUUUGAUAAAGAAUAAACAGCAACUUUCCAUCAAA
Molecule: messenger RNA, 535 nt
Organism: Xenopus laevis (African clawed frog)
Lineage: Eukaryota; Metazoa; Chordata; Amphibia; Anura; Pipidae
Gene: rplp2l.L
Product: 60S acidic ribosomal protein P2
Exons: 5
Coding region: 160-495 (111 amino acids)
Source: RefSeq, a predicted model, not a curated record